Zea mays is the source of this 2468-nucleotide messenger RNA. RefSeq names its product Arabinosyltransferase XEG113. NCBI's taxonomy places the organism in Eukaryota, Viridiplantae, Streptophyta, Magnoliopsida, Poales, Poaceae. Gene Ontology annotation, molecular function: arabinosyltransferase activity. The record is from RefSeq and is marked validated. Gene Ontology annotation, biological process: cell wall pectin biosynthetic process. Gene Ontology annotation, cellular component: Golgi apparatus.
GUCGGACCGGACCCACUGCGCACCCACCGCCCAGCGGGACCCACGCGGUCCUUGUCCCCUCACUGCCUGCGCAGAAUGUCCCCGGCCCCCACCCGCUGACCCCGCCUCCGCCUCCGCCCUCCGGCGACCCCGAUCCCCGCCGGCGAAAUGGCGGCGUGGUGCUCUGCCGAGUCCACCAAGCCGGUCUUCGUCGGGAUCUACGGGGCCGUCCUCGGCGGCUUCGCGGUCUCCGCCCUCUUCUUCCUGCUCUCCUCCUUCUCCUCGCUCUCCGCGCCCACGCUCCCCCUCCCCGCCGCGGCCAUCGCUGGGGCCAACCUCUCCGCGCCUACUCUCGCCCAGGCUGAAACCAUGUACAACCGCCCCAUCUGGAAGCCCCCGCCCCGGCGGGCGCGGAUGCCCUCUCCGCGCGCGUUCCGCCUCACCCGCGACAUGGUCGCCGCCCGCGCCCGCGACGGUGUGAUCGUCGUCACCUUCGGCAACUACGCCUUUCUCGACUUCAUCCUCACCUGGGUUCGCCACCUCACCGACCUCGGCGUAGACAACCUCCUCGUCGGUGCCAUGGACACCAAGCUGCUCCGGGAGCUCUACUUCCGGGGCGUGCCCGUCUUCGACAUGGGCAGCAGGAUGGUCACCGAGGACGCCGGGUGGGGCUCCCCAACCUUCCACAAGAUGGGCAGGGAGAAGGUGCUGCUCAUCAACGCGCUCCUGCCUUUCGGGUACGAGCUGCUCAUGUGCGACACUGACAUGGUAUGGCUCAAGAACCCAUUGCCCUACCUCGCCCGAUACCCCGACGCAGAUCUCCUCACGUCCAGCGAUCAGGUCAUACCCACCGUCACCGACGACAGCCUGGAGAACUGGAGGGAAGUUACUGGUGCGUUCAACAUUGGUAUUUUUCAUUGGCGACCCACUGAACCUGCUAAAAGGCUGGCAAAAGAUUGGAAAGAUUUAGUCAUAUCUGAUGAUAAGUUGUGGGACCAGAAUGCUUUUAAUGAUCUUGUACGCAAAAAAUUUGGACAGCCAGUUCAAGGAGAUGAUCUUGUAUAUUCUUAUGAUGGGAAACUGAAGCUGGGAGUGCUACCAGCAAGUAUAUUUUGUAGCGGCCAUACAUAUUUUGUGCAGGGCAUGUAUAAGCAGCUUCAUUUGGAACCAUAUGCUGUUCAUACUACUUUUCAGUAUGCGGGCACUGAAGGAAAGCGCCAUAGAUUGCGAGAGGCAAUGCUUUUCUUUGAUCAACCAUCUUAUUAUGAUUCUCCAGGAGGUUUCCUGUCAUUUAAACCUAACAUUCCAAAAAGUUUGCUAUUAGAUGGUGCUCAUACUGUUGAAUCUCAUUUUGAGUUGGUUAACUACCAGCUGAAGCAAAUAAGAACUGCACUUGCGGUUGCGUCCUUGUUAAAGCGGACACUGGUAAUGCCUCCAUUAUGGUGCAGGCUUGAUAGAAUGUGGUUUGGACAUCCUGGAAUUUUAGAGGGAACAAUGACCAGACAACCUUUUCUCUGCCCACUGGAUCAUGUGUUUGAGGUUCAUGUUAUGCUGAAGGACUUGCCCAAGGAAGAGUUUGGUCAACAUAUUGAUUUCAGAGAAUACUCCUUUCUUGAGAAUCCAUCAUUACCUAAAGAGGUGAAAGAUUCGUUACUCGAGGUUGAACUUUGUGACGAGCAUAGCUCCAGAUGCUCUGCAAUUGAUGAAAUCGAUAAGCAUGGAACCUUUCUUUUACCAAGAAAUAGUACUGAAGAAAAGCUGUUGGAUUUGUUGUCAUCAUAUAAGGAUGUCAAAAUCAUACAAUUCUCAUCUAUGGUUGAUGCCUUCGGUGGUUUUGCUGAUGCAGCUGUGGAGAAGAAGUUCCGAAAUCGUGUGAACAGGUAUGUGGGCCUAUGGUGCUGUGUGGAGUUCCGUGAAAUUGGUCACAUAUAUUAUGACAUGUACUGGGACGAGAAACCAGGGUGGAAGCCACACCCUCCAGAGACUAGGGAACAGGAUCAUCCACCUUGGUCAUGACUACUGACAAGAAGAUGCUAGAAAGAUCGUGAUGAUGAAGAUCUGAGAUCUUCUAGGGCACCCUGCUCCAAUCGAUUCUUCAGGCCAAUUUUGUGCUGUUCUAGUUGUGUUCUUCCAUGGGUCGCUGCUGUUCGCUUGUGGCCCCUUGUUCGCAGCUCAUCGGUCGAAGCAUGGGGCUCAAUGAUUUAGUUGGGACAACAUUUAGAUCACGACUUAGUUCCAUUUUCCAUAGUUUUUGCAUCAUGUUCAUAGUUGAUACAGGCAUCAGCUCCAAAGGAGAAAAGGCCAUUAUUGUUAAAUGUUGUGGAAAACUUGGCUGCCAGCUGCUGCAAUAGGAAGCUGUCGUAACUGUUGUGCAAAACUUUGCCCCCGCUGCUCUGUUAGGAAAUAUUUGGAGCAGCUAUCUUUUUGACACAUUGUUCUCAAGUCUUAACCAUGAAGCAUUGUCUUAAUAUAUAUAAGAAGGCAUUUGG